CGGGCACCAGAGCCUGAGUCGAAGCACGCAAGAUGAGAUAUGUAGAUCCCACCGUAUGUUUUUAAGAGGUGCAAGUGAUUCUUUUGAGCCCGCGGCCGACUCGAGGUGAGUCAGUAUUUAUCCUGCCGCCGCCCACCGCCCACUCGCUCUCCACUGCACAAAUCAGAACCCCACUGGCCGAACCGUAUCAUAUCGCCUCCUCCGUCCUCAAGCAGCAAUUUUCAUCUAACAACACGACCCUCGACCCUCACCCCCUCCACCCUCCAUACCCCCCUUUUCUCGAACCGCUGUUGUCUCUCGAUUCGCUAGCAAUCAUGGCUACCAACGGCGACUUCUCUGACGACGAGUCCCAGCCUGGCUCUCCCAUUCUCGAAGCGAACGGUCACGAUGACAUCGAAGAGCAAGAACCCCUCGACCAGCCCUUAAAGUCUGCGAUGAAGAAGGAGGUCCCUCCUCCCCAGCCCAAGCGGCCAGAGCUGCCCGAGCAGCCCGACCCGGAGACGCUGGACCUGUCCACGCUGACUCCUUUGACCCCCGAAAUUAUCGCGCGCCAGGCCACGAUCAACAUUGGCACCAUCGGUCAUGUCGCUCACGGAAAGUCGACGGUCGUUAAAGCUAUCUCCGAGGUCCAGACAGUCCGAUUCAAGAACGAGUUGGAGCGGAACAUCACGAUCAAGCUGGGUUACGCCAACGCCAAGAUUUACAAGUGCGACAACCCCGAGUGCCCCCGGCCGACAUGCUUUAAGAGCUUCAAGAGUGAGAAGGAAGUCGACCCGCCUUGUGAGAGGGAUGGCUGUGCCGGUCGGUACAGGCUGUUGAGACAUGUUUCUUUCGUCGACUGCCCCGGUCACGAUAUUCUCAUGAGUACCAUGUUGUCAGGUGCCGCCGUCAUGGACGCUGCCCUCCUCCUUAUUGCCGGUAACGAGAACUGCCCUCAGCCUCAGACCUCGGAGCACUUGGCAGCCAUCGAAAUCAUGAAGCUUAGCCACAUCAUCAUUCUGCAAAAUAAGGUGGACUUGAUGAGAGAGGAUGGUGCCCUUCAACAUUACCAGUCGAUCUUGAAAUUUAUCCGCGGUACGGUCGCUGAUGGCUCGCCCAUUAUUCCGAUCUCCGCCCAGCUCAAGUACAACAUCGACGCUGUCAACGAAUACUUGGUUUCUCACAUUCCGGUUCCCGUCCGUGAUUUCACCGCUUCUCCUCACAUGAUGGUCAUUCGUUCCUUUGAUGUGAACAAGCCUGGUGCCGAGAUUGAGGAGCUGAAGGGUGGUGUUGCUGGUGGUUCCAUCCUGACUGGUGUGCUGAAGUUGGACGACGAAAUUGAGAUCCGCCCCGGUCUCGUCACCAAGGACGAGAACGGCAAGAUUCAGUGCCGUCCCAUCUUCUCCCGGGUCAUGUCGCUCUUUGCCGAGCACAACGACCUGAGGUUUGCCGUCCCCGGUGGUCUGAUCGGUGUUGGUACUCGUGUGGACCCUACCCUCUGCCGUGCUGAUCGUCUCGUUGGUUUCGUCUUGGGUCACCGUGGACGCCUCCCCGCCAUCUACACCGAACUUGAAGUCAACUACUUCUUGCUUCGUCGUCUGCUCGGUGUCAAGACUGCUGAUGGCAAGCAGGCUAAGGUUGCCAAGCUGACUAAGAACGAAGUUCUCAUGGUUAACAUCGGCUCCACGGCCACUGGUGCUAAGGUUGUGGGUGUGAAGGCUGAUGCCGCGAAGCUCAGCUUGACCAGCCCUGCUUGUACCGAAAUCGGAGAGAAGAUCGCCAUCAGUCGGAGAAUUGAGAAGCACUGGCGUCUGAUCGGUUGGGCCAAUAUUGUCGCCGGUAACACCCUUGAGCCUAUCCUGAACUAAACAGGCUCGUUUUUGCGUGGACUGCCGGGCUUGUACCCGCCAUAUUACGGUUGAUAGAGACGUCAAGGGGUCUCU
Aspergillus ibericus CBS 121593 is the source of this 1922-nucleotide messenger RNA. RefSeq names its product translation initiation factor eIF2 subunit gamma. Gene Ontology annotation, cellular component: eukaryotic translation initiation factor 2 complex; cytosol. The transcript has 3 exons. Gene Ontology annotation, molecular function: GTPase activity; translation initiation factor activity; tRNA binding. Gene Ontology annotation, biological process: formation of translation preinitiation complex; positive regulation of translational fidelity. The record is from RefSeq and is a predicted model, not a curated record. Lineage: Eukaryota; Fungi; Ascomycota; Eurotiomycetes; Eurotiales; Aspergillaceae. The coding region runs from base 315 to 1847 and encodes 510 amino acids.